Mytilus trossulus (common blue mussel) is the source of this 1345-nucleotide messenger RNA. RefSeq names its product ficolin-1-like. The record is from RefSeq and is a predicted model, not a curated record. The coding region runs from base 1 to 1284 and encodes 427 amino acids. The transcript has 6 exons. Gene Ontology annotation, biological process: blood coagulation. Lineage: Eukaryota; Metazoa; Mollusca; Bivalvia; Mytilida; Mytilidae.
AUGAAUAAGAACUAUGCACAAGUUGAAUGCCAGGAUUAUAUAUUCAAAACAAUCGAUAGUCUUGAAGAGCGACUUUCUGCUUUGGAAUCUAAUAGAAAUGCAUGUCCAGCAUGUAGUGACUGUGCUGAUAUAAACACAAAAUACAAUGACCUUAAAGUUGAAAUGGGUCAAGUUACGAAUACUGUAAAUAACUUGAAACUGGAACUGAAUCGGUUGCAGGCCUCGGAAACUAAAUCCACACAAAUAUCCACACCAUCAGGUUCGCAAAACGGAAAGGAUCCACAAACGUCAAAGUUGAUUGUGGCUUCAUCAACUGUACAGCACAAUUCGACUCCCUCAAGAAUGAUAUUUAACACUUCACAACCGACAGUUAGUAUUUCGCCAGUCACAUUUCCAGGUACAACAAUGGGAACUGUUUUGCCAGUUACUUCCACGAUAGCUUCUACGUCAACUGAAACGUUAUCAACUACAACCAAAACGACAUCACCAACUACCUCGUCGAAAACAAUGUCAACUACAACCAAAACAACAUCGCAAAACACCUCGUCAGCUAUUUCUGCAACUGCCUUCACCCUUCGAGCAGGGCCACACCACGACUGUAAAGAUUUCGGAAGAAAUGGACAUCAUAGAAGUGGUUUGUAUGACCUUAGUUUACCAAAUGGUAAGCAAAUAACAGCUUAUUGUGACCUACAAAAUGAUGGAGGUGGAUGGAUUGUAAUACAGAGACGAGUAGACGGUAAACAGAGUUUUAAUCAGAAUUGGAACCAAUAUAAAGCAGGGUUUGGAAAUCCUUUACACGAAUUCUGGAUAGGCAACGAAAACCUGCAUGCUUUAACAAAUGGGAAAGAUGUGAUUUUACAUAUCAAGAUGAUGACAUGGGAUGGGAAAAACUAUACGGCGGUUUAUAGUGGUUUCCAUGUAGGAAGUGAGCAAGAAAAGUAUAAACUGAAAAUUCAACAAAUGAUUUCUGGCGAUGCAGGAGACUCUUUUAAAUAUCCAUCAUCUUACAUGUUAAGACACAAUAACAUGGCCUUUAGUACACCAGAUCAUGACAAUGAUGUCAGCUUUCAGAACUGUGCCAAGUUACUACAGUCUGGUUGGUGGUUUAACCAGUGUUACAGUUCCAAUUUGAAUGGAGUAUAUUUGACUGGACCAUAUGGCCACAGAACUUAUGGUGAAUCUUUUGGACAGCCAACAACAGAAGGCACAGGAAUAGAGUGGUAUCCACUAAAACAAAAACAGUACUCACUGAGAUAUGUUGAAAUGAAAAUAAGAGCAAAAUAAAAGUUAUUUCAUAAAACUGUUUUUUCUUUAAUUUUUCACUGUGCUGCUAUCAUAUGGUAUA